Molecule: messenger RNA, 291 nt
Organism: Cylindrotheca closterium
Lineage: Eukaryota; Bacillariophyta; Bacillariophyceae; Bacillariales; Bacillariaceae
Source: the annotation of a GenBank genome assembly
AUGUCUUCCUUUGCUCAACAAAUCAUGGAACCCGGUGGCGGUUUGCUGCUCAUUCCCUUUGUGCGCGUCAUCAUUGGAAUCCUUUUGGUCUUGACCCUUUCCGGAUUUCUCGCAGGGAUUGCAAGAAUUCACAUGGUCGUUCUAUCCUUCCUUAGCGCGGGUUUGUUGAUUUCCAUUUCCAUGUUUGAAAGAGAAUACAAAAAGGCCCAACGAAACCGAGGUGGUGGCGGUGGUGGUGGCCAAGCUCCCCCCUCAGGAGGAUCAUCCAACAAGGAUGAAAAGACUGAUUGA